Messenger RNA from Ramularia collo-cygni, 3066 nucleotides. RefSeq lists its product as uncharacterized. Gene Ontology annotation, molecular function: chitin binding; hydrolase activity, hydrolyzing O-glycosyl compounds. The transcript is spliced from 8 exons. The record is from RefSeq and is a predicted model, not a curated record. Gene Ontology annotation, biological process: carbohydrate metabolic process. NCBI's taxonomy places the organism in Eukaryota, Fungi, Ascomycota, Dothideomycetes, Mycosphaerellales, Mycosphaerellaceae. Bases 1 to 3066 code for a protein of 1021 amino acids.
AUGAGCAUGUGCUUAGGUCGCGGGAACCCUCCAUUUCCAGCCAACGAGCCCACAGCUAAUUGUGGCCCGCAAAUGAACAAUACGCAAAAGCCCUCCGAUCCCGCCGUAUGGGAAGGCCUCAAUCCUUGCCCACUAAAUGCUUGCUGCAACAUUUGGGGUCAAUGUGGCAUAACUUCCGAAUUCUGUACACCAAGCUCUGCGGCAACGGGAAACCAUGGCACGGCCGCGCCAGGUGAGAAUGGCUGUAUUUCAAACUGCGGUACAGACAUUGUGACUGGUGCGCCGCCUGCAAGUUUCGAAAGAGUCGGCUACUAUGAGUCGUACAAUAUUGACCGGUCCUGCCAUACCAUGCGGCCAGGCGCUAUUCCAUCCGAGUAUACCACCAUACACUGGGCUUUCGCAGACUUGUCGACGAGUUACGAUCCCAGUAUUACUCCUUACGAAGAUGACUGGGCUACUUUCAAAGCAUCGAGUAGCUACAAAAAGAUUGUGUCGUUUGGUGGCUGGGCUUUCUCAACCGACCACAACACUUUCGAAAUCUUCAGAAAGGGUGUCGAUCCAGACCAGCGGGAAUUGUUCUCGGACAAAGUUGUCGACUUUGUGCAGACAGAGGGUCUUGAUGGGGUUGACUUUGACUGGGAGUAUCCAAGUGCACCUGAUGAUCAAGGUGAAGGGCUCCCUAUCGACGGUCCUGCUGAUGGAUACAAUUACCUUGAAUUCCUACGACUGGUAAGACAGAAACUCCCAAGCAGAUACAGCGUGUCGAUCGCUGCGCCUGCUUCCUUCUGGUAUCUCAAGGCUUUCCCCAUGGAUGACAUUGGAGAAGUCAUCGACUAUGUCAUUUACAUGACUUAUGACCUGCACGGUCAAUGGGAUUACGGCAAUAAACACAGUUCACCAGAUUGUCCGAAGGGGGACUGUUUACGAUCACAUCUUAACCAGACCGAGACCGAGACUGCCUUUUCCAUGAUUACUAAAUCGGGGGUACCUGCGCACAAGGUUUAUGUUGGACAGGCAUUGUACGGUCGUAGCUUCAAGAUGACCACUCCUGGCUGCUUUGAAGAAUCUUGCACGUUUGUUGGUCCAGAAAGUGGUGCCAAGCCUGGUCGCUGCACGGGAACUCCUGGAUACAUCUCCAACAUGGAGAUCCGAGAAAUCAUCUCCAACGGUCAGCAUAAGAUUCAGCAAGUAAAAGAUCCCAUUGCUGGAAAUAUCCUGAUUUACGAUGACACGGAGUGGGUGUCGUGGGCGGAUGUGGAGUUUUACAAUCAACGAGCUGACUGGGCUCGUGAUUUGGGAUUUGGAGGUCUCUCAGACUGGGCGAUUGAUCUCAACAUGACAAGCUCUGGAGACAAUGGAGGCGACGAUGGAGGCAGUGGAGGUGACGAUGGAGGCAAUGGACCCAUCGACAACAUUGUUUACAUCGAUCCAAGCGUCUACCAACAGCAAAGUCCGCUGGUUCAAUGCGAGCCGCCUUGUGUGCUCGUGAUGCCACCAUGGACGUUGCCAUAUACCACGACUAUCUCUCGCCCUCCAGUCACCACAACGUGGACUGAUGAAUGGGCAUACGUUUCGACACAGUCAGGCGGCGUAACGACGACAGUACCUGUACGCCACGAGACAGUCACCACCAUCAACAUACCGCCGCUGGCCACGACCGAAAUCCAUCUUUCCAACUACGACUGGACCAACACUAAUGACAACAACUUCGAAUUGACCAGCAGUGUUGCGUUCCCCGGCGUGACACUAACGCAAGGCUCCACUGUACUGACGACGGACGGCACAACGACCACUCUUACUGGACUUACAUAUGUAUUCUCGCCAGGCCCUUAUCCUCCUUCUUCCACUGUUCCUACCAGUGGUCCAGCACCGCCACCACCCACUUCAUGUUCAACUUGUCCUGGGACGAUUACUGCGUCCACCGGUCCUCCAUCACCUACCUGCACAUCUGGUUGUGGAGAGUUAGACGACGAACAUGACGAUGACAAUGACGACAACGACGACGAUGACGACGACGACGAUGACGACGACGACGAUGAUGAUGGCGGCGGCGGCGGUGGUGGUGGCGGCGGCGGCGGCAGCUGUCUUGGACCCCUCUGUCUGUCAUGUCCCCCGUUUCUACCAUGCUGCCUCGGUUUCUGCGGUGGAGGUGGUGGAGGCGGAGGCGGAGGCGGAGGCGGAGGCGGAGGCGGAGGCGGAGGAGGAGGUGGAGGCGGAGGAGAAGGAGAAGAUCAGACCAGCUGCGCAACGAAAUCGACAGUAACGGACUGCUCCGUUGCGUGCUCGGUGCAACCAAAUGGAAACACGCUAUCAACCUCGUGCUACACAACAACGUGUAGCGAGACAACUGUCUGCAAAUCAACGGGUUCAACAACGACUUCACGCACCACCGUGGCCUGUCCCUCGGUACCACAGUACACUCCGUGGUUCGGCGGCCAAAAUCCUGCAGAGCUACAAGCCUUCCUCGGAGACGGAAACUAUGGAGGAGAAGUCGUGGAGACCGGCACCUAUACCGAUCCGGAAAGUUCUCAGCCGCCGAUGACAACGCCUUUCAUCGACUGUACACAUCGUCAACAACAGCCAGGUUCCGGCAUCACACGAGCACACUGUAUAUGCGAUGGCUCGACCUUUGCCGAGUCGCUCAACACGGCGGUCACUCCAGCGGAAAGCUGUGCCUACACCUCAAAGCCAACCAGCACCAUUGCAAUCACGACCCGCCAGACGGUUUCCACCGACGUUCCCAACUGUAAGAUCUGCACCAUUAUUGGCAAUAAUCAACAGUGUGGCGAUCUACCCAAUUGUACACCUACAUCCACCACCCAACCUUCACAGCCAGAGCCUACUACAAUUAGAGUUGGGAGCAGUUGCCCCCGUGGGUUAGAUAACGUUUUGACUUGUAGCGGGGACCGAACUCAGGUGAUUGCUUGCAGCUGCGACGAGCCGAACUCUCUCUUCGAGUGCUCUUAUGUACUGGAAAGGCAAUGCGAGUCUGCGUCUUGCCACGGUAACGGCGAGGGAGGUGAUCGAUGUUUUGGUCUCGGCGCAGGUCCGAGGUAUUGUUGCUGA